Messenger RNA from Alnus glutinosa, 2735 nucleotides. Its product is annotated as two-component response regulator ARR12-like. The coding region runs from base 316 to 2457 and encodes 713 amino acids. The transcript is spliced from 6 exons. Gene Ontology annotation, biological process: cytokinin-activated signaling pathway; phosphorelay signal transduction system. The record is from RefSeq and is a predicted model, not a curated record. Gene Ontology annotation, molecular function: DNA binding; DNA-binding transcription factor activity. Lineage: Eukaryota; Viridiplantae; Streptophyta; Magnoliopsida; Fagales; Betulaceae.
AAGAUAUCUGUUCUGUUGGGUUGAAUCUCUUAACUCUGUUCUGGCCAUCACCAUCAUUGUUCAUUUUGUACAGCUUUUACUUACUAUCCAUUUCAUCUCUCUCUUUCUCUCUAGCACUUCUUCAGUACCUCCUCCUCUUGAGUCUUGAUAUCUCUCUUUCAGACUCCUUGCUCAUGUUAUUUGUCUUCUGGGUUGGGUUUGGUGGAAAAGGGUCGAAAAAUUGAGUCUCAACGUUCAAAAUUGAAACUUUGCUAUUUGAUCUCUGUUUUGUUGCCUUGUUUCUCAUCUGGGUCUCUCCGGAGUUGUUGAUUGACAAUGACUGUGGAGGACCAAAGAGGUAGUUUGGUGGACGGAGAUGCGGGCCAGGACAGGUUUCCGGUGGGUAUGCGUGUUCUGGCUGUAGAUGACGACCCAAUUUGCCUCAAAGUUUUGAACACCUUGCUUCAGAAAUGCCAAUAUCACGUUACUACGACCAAUCAGGCGGUCUUGGCACUGAAAAUGUUGAGAGAGAACAGAAACAAGUUUGACCUUGUUAUCAGUGAUGUGAAUAUGCCAGACAUGGAUGGUUUUAAGCUCCUUGAGCAUGUGGGGCUUGAAAUGGACCUACCUGUCAUCAUGUUGUCAGCCCAUAGUGAUACGAAGCUUGUGAUGAAGGGAGUUACCCAUGGUGCAUGUGACUAUUUGUUGAAACCUGUUCGAAUUGAAGAGCUCAAAAACAUAUGGCAGCAUGUACUCCGACGAAAGAAAUUUGACUGCAAGGAGCAAAAUAAGUCCCCCAAUGAAGAUAAGGGUGGUCAUGGUACUGGAGACAGUGGCCAAGAUGUCACAUCAACAGGUAAUGCAGAGCAGAGCAAACUCAGUAGGAAGCGGAAGGACCAAAAUGAAGACGAGGAAGAAGAAGAUGAAGAAAAUGAGAAUGAGAAUGAAGACCCAUCAAACCAGAAGAAGCCUCGUGUAGUUUGGUCUGUCGAGCUGCACAGAAAGUUUGUUGCAGCUGUAAAUCAAUUGGGACUUGAAAAGGCUUUUCCUAAGAAAAUUCUUGACCUGAUGAAUGUUGAAGGGCUUACAAGGGAAAAUGUGGCAAGCCAUCUGCAGAAAUAUAGGCUCUACCUGAAAAGAGUCAAUGUUAUGGCAACUCAGCAGGCUAGUAUGGCUGCUGUAUUGGGGGUUAAUGAUUCGUCUUACUUGCGCAUGGCUUCACUAGAUGGAUUUGGAGAUAUUCGCACCUUGGCUGGAUCAGGAAGGCUUUCAAGCUCAGCUCUAUCAUCAUCAUAUACACCAGGUGGGAUGCUUGGUAGACUAAAUUCCACUGCCGGUUUAACACUUCGUGGAAUUACCUCUUCUGGACUUAUACAACCAAGUGGUCAAAACUUGAGCAGCUCUGUCAAUGGUCUUGGGAAGCUCCAGCCAACUCUGUUGCCUUCAAACCAAAGUGCAAGUUUAUUUCAAGGUAUUCCGACAUCAUUAGAGCUCAACCAGUUGCAACAGAGCAAGUUCAUUACACCCAUUGGAGAUUUCAAUCCCAUUAGGAAUUCAACAGGUUUUACUGUUGCUACUAGCUUCCCUGACAACAGGGUGACUGUUGCUAGCUCGAAUAGUUUGUUAUCAAGUGUCUCAAGCAAUCCUCUGGUGUUGCAAGGAAAUCCACAACAUAAUAGAGGAGCAUUUGGAAACCAAUCUCCUCUUGGAGUGGUUUCACGGACUCCAGAUUCUUUCAACAUCAGGAGUGGCGGUUCUUCUGAUUUUUUGGAUAAUAAUAGAAGUAAUGAAAGCUGGCAGGGUGCGGUUCAGUUAUCCAGAUUUUCAUCAACUUCUUUGCCACUGAGUGAACCUUUUAAUCAAGAUCAGUUGCUUUCUAAUAACUCGAAUAUAUCCUCUACCAGCCCUCAUAUUGGGAACAGCCCAAUUAGUUUUCCAUCAACAAGUGCAGUUUCAGCUCCUCUAGAGGAUUCAAGAGGAAAUACACAAUGUCAAGAAGGCUUCAUUGGUAAUGUUGUUCAGAAUAUGAAUUACACAUCAAAGCAAAGAUGGGAAGAACAGAAACAGAAUUACAACCAAAACUUGAAUCAUACCGUCAGUGCAGUAAAUUUUAUGGUUUCUGCCAAUGGUAUAGUGAGUCCCUUUGGCCGGAGUUUGGAGCAAAAUAAUGCAACCUGCAGCAAAAGUUUUGAUGUGUCUCUGAUUCCCCAAUUACAUGGUGGUGCUCUGUCCAUUGGUCAGCACAGUGAGGUUGAGAAAUCUGAUCUGGACACAAAGAUGAAUGACAAUGCGGACUACCUCUUGGAGCAAACAAAGUUACAGGAUGGUUUCAUGCACAACAGUUAUGACUCUUUAGAUGAUAUAAUGAACUCAAUGGCGAAACGGGAUCCUGUGCACCUCAUGCAGGAACAUAAUCAGAUGAUGUUGAGUGAUGGGGAAUUCGGAUUCGAUGCUUACUCUCUUGGGUCGUGUUUAUGAGACCUCUAACUUUGAGAAUUGAAGGGCAUCACCAUCAUAAAUUUACUCCUCUUAGAGGAGCUUGUAUCAUUAUGUAUUUUCUUCAUCUUUUUAUCUUUUUCCCCCCCUUAUUUCUCUCUGCUACUGAAUAUAAUUUCUAGUUAUAACUGUUAACGUAAGAUCUUCUUAAUUUAUUCUUCGACUUUUCCUCCUCCUUGUUGAUAGAACAAUGGCAUGAGAAAUUCUUAGUGUCUUUCUGAUUUAAAGAUGAAUAAAAGAAUGUGUAAUCCUUCUCUUUU